This is a messenger RNA of Penicillium olsonii, 1155 nucleotides long. Lineage: Eukaryota; Fungi; Ascomycota; Eurotiomycetes; Eurotiales; Aspergillaceae. The record is from the annotation of a GenBank genome assembly.
AUGCCUCCUCGUAGGGCGCAUACCAAGUCUCGCCAGGGCUGCGAUCAAUGCAAACGACGUCGCGUCAAGUGCGACGAAAAGGGUCCGCCAUGCUCCAAUUGCAUCUCGCGGGAGCUUGCAUGUACUUAUCUGAGAGCACAUUCUCGCCCGGAGACCCGGCGAGACCACACCCCGGCCCCGCUAGCUACGGUCCUUCCCAGUCCCCCGCAACUGGGAAUCCCUAGCCCUGCCGCCUCCACCCCGUCCAAUGUGUCCGGGGUGCGAGAACUGGAGCUGAUGCACAAGUACUCCACAGAGACAUAUCAAAGUCUGUGCACCUCCAAUUCGGGCCACUACGUGUGGCAAAUUGCCAUUCCGCGCCUGGCCCUGCAGUAUGAUUUUCUCAUGAAUGGCAUUUUGGCCCUGGGAGCUCUGCAUAUCGCUGCCGCACUGGAUCCGCCGGCUUCCUUGGCGUAUAUUGACACGGCCUUGCAGUAUCAUAGUCUCACCUUCGCUCCGUACCGCUUUGCGGUCGACCACAUUAAUCCCAUGAACUGCGAGGCUGUCUUGGCGCAAUCCAUCAUCACGACUGUCAUAGGCAUUGCCAUCCCGAGAGUAAGUUCUGCUCGCGGGGAGAACGCAGGCAUCACCGAGAAUAUCGUCGUGGUAUUCGAACUUCUCCAAGGUGUGAAGAAGAUUCACCGGAUCGGCGAAUCGUGGAUCAAGCUCGAGCUCUUCGCAUCCCGGAAAAACUACUGGGAUCCUAGCUCGGAUAGGCUAGAAAGCGAGACACAAGCUGCUCUCGAACGACUGGGGACUUUGAAUGAUGAGAGUCUGGCUAGUAUCGACCCCGACCAGCAUCAAAUAAACAAAGAAGCUAUUAUGCACCUGCGCCACUUUUCUACGCGAAUUGACGACAAGGUGGAUGCCGCAAAUGUUUUGGCGUGGCUAGCCAUGGUCGACAAGGAGUUUGUGGACAACGUCCGACGCCGGCAGCCUUUGGCGUUGCUCAUCCUCAUGCAUUGGGGAGUGCUGAUCGGAGAGCUGGAUGGUCAACACUGGUGGGCCCGCGACUCGGGCCGAGCUUUGGUUUCUGAGUUAUUACAGACCCUGCAGCCUGCAAAUGCACAAUGGGCCGAGGCAGUGGCCUGGCCCCGGAACAAGAUGGCUCUUUGA